AUGAAGCAAUUAUUGCUGUUUUAUAUUAAACCAUUCAUACCGGACUGUAGUCAUAUUCCAUGUGGUUCACAUCAACAUUGUGUAAGAAAUAUAGCUGGCAAUGCUACAUGUGUUUGUAAUGUAUUUUUUGCUCCGGAAAAUCUUGAUCCCAGUAUUCCACUUGAUUGUCGUUUUAGUUGGAUUACUUUAUUAUUAGCGGUGAUCUUCUCACUGUUGAGCUUAAUUUGUAUUAUAUGGAUUAUAGGUGCGAUUUGUAAAGCAUGCUCAACAAAAAGACAAUAUAAAAAUGUCAAACCAGUGGAUCAACCAGAAGAAGAAGAAGGCGAAUCAAUUAGAUCUAUUCGAAGUUUUGCAUCAAUACCUUAUAACGCACCACCAAGAAAUUGUGAUUAA
This is a messenger RNA of Schistosoma margrebowiei, 393 nucleotides long. The record is from the annotation of a GenBank genome assembly. Lineage: Eukaryota; Metazoa; Platyhelminthes; Trematoda; Strigeidida; Schistosomatidae.